Messenger RNA from Bombus pascuorum, 2610 nucleotides. Its product is annotated as Bardet-Biedl syndrome 7 protein homolog. The record is from RefSeq and is a predicted model, not a curated record. The coding region runs from base 371 to 2599 and encodes 742 amino acids. The transcript has 12 exons. Gene Ontology annotation, cellular component: ciliary basal body; membrane; axoneme. Lineage: Eukaryota; Metazoa; Arthropoda; Insecta; Hymenoptera; Apidae. Gene Ontology annotation, molecular function: protein binding. Gene Ontology annotation, biological process: intracellular protein localization; intracellular transport; cilium assembly.
AUAAUAUUAUAAGUAUUCAAAGAGAAGAGCGUAAAGAAUGAUUUGUUGUGUAAGUUUGUUGCCAUGGUUAAAUUGAUCGUCGCGCGUGCGUACGUUUAUUACACUCUACAAUAUUACAAGCAAAGUUGUAUCAGCCUUCCUAAUUACAAAACUAAGAAUUUUCAUCAAAACCUUGGAAAAUUUGCUUAUUUAGAUUGAAAUAUUAAAAUCUUUCUGAUCUGAAAAUAUUAAAAUUUGUUCAAGCAUCUAGAUAUUAUUCAGUGUACUGAAUGGAAUAAUAAAUAAAACUGUGUAAAAGUAGACUUCGAAAAAUGUCUAUUUCAUAUUAAUAUUUCACAAGAUAUAACAGAAAAUUACAUUUUAGUCCAGAAUGACUCUACCACUGUCAAGGACAGACUAUGCAGCCGUAGGUGUCACAUCUAAGGGAACCACCAAGGUCUUCCCUGCCACAGAACACAGGCAAACUCAAAAAUUUGCUGUUGCUGACCAUGAUGGCGUACUUCAUGUCUAUGGUAUAAAGAAAGGAGAGCUACAAGUUUCAUUUAAGUCCUUACCAGGACCAAGGAUUAACAAAUUAGUUCUUGGGGGUACUGGACAUGAUAAAAUUUACAUUGCACAAGGAAACACAGUGAAGGGGUACACCAAGAAAGGAAAAUUGUUCUUGGAAUUUGAUACAAACCUUAUAGAUCCUAUUUCAGCACUAUAUGUGCUGGGUCCAAAUUUAGCAGCAUGUGCAAGAGAUCUUUACCAUAGAUACCACGAUUGCAAAGAUGCUGAUUCCUAUUUAGCUGGUGAAACUUUAUAUGACAUUGUCCUCCUACCUACUGAUGGCAAUUUUAUGUUUGCUAUACUAGCUUGUGGAGAUUGUGCUAUACGAGUCCUUCAUGGCACCAAAACCCCAGCAAUCCUCAGACUUCCAAGUGUGCCCACAGUAUUAUCUCUCUAUAGGGAAGGCGACCUUGAAUCUAAAGAACGUGUUCUGGUUGGAACUAUAGAUGGCAAAGUGGGUUUGCUGAUCCUUCACGGUAACAAAACACUGAGGAUCACUUGGCUUUUGAAUAUGACAGGCUCAGAAGUCACUUCUUUAGAUACUUAUGAACUACAGGAUGGUCUAGAUAUACUUAUUGGCAGACAGGACGGUACCGUUGAAGUAUAUACUUUUCCUGAAGAAGAUACUUUGCCAUCUCUGCGCUAUCGUUAUAAUGCCAAGGAAAGCAUCAGUUCAGUGGUAGGAGGAAUAAUUGGUGCAGCAGGAUAUCCUGAAGUGUUAGUCACCACAUAUUCAGGACGAAUAUUUGGCUUGACUACUAAGCCUCCUGGUCUACUAGAAGCUGACCAGAAUGAUGGUUUAACCAAGUUAAAGGCAGAGAUAGAGCAAUUACAGGAAAAGCUUAAGGAGGAAAAAGAAGCAGCUAGUUUUUCAGUUGAUCCUUUAGCACCAUUGAUUCUAUCUUUAAAUCAUAGAAUGAUUUUAAACAGAGAAGAUGCAUCAUAUUCCCUUUCCAUAGAACUUGAUACACCUAUUGAUAACAUUUUGAUACAAUCAGAUACUCCAAUUGAAUUAUUGGAUGUGGAAAGUAACAGUGCAGUAAUUAGUCUGUCUACUUGUAAUCCUAGGGAAGGCAAUUUUGUUCUUGCUACCUAUCGUUGUCAAGUAAAUACCAAUCAUCUUGAAAUGAGGCUAAGGACAAUAGAAGGACAGCCUGGUACUUUACAGAUUUACGUCACUUCACAAGUACAACCAAAAUGUUGUCGCAAAAUAUCAAUACCCAUAUCUGCUCUUUCUCUUCAUGUAAGACAACAUGAAGCCGAUAACUCAGAAACUCACGUUGAAGGACCCUUUAAUGAACUGAAAUUAAUUGGAGGUUUUACUGUUGCAGAGAUGCAUGCAUGGCUUUCUUUCGCGUUAUCAGAUGUGCCCGAGAGACCUCAUUUGGAGGAAGGAGAAGCUACUUUGACAUAUAUCUCAUCUUUCAUUGGAACCCUCCUAAAAUGCAAAUACAAAAAAGGAAGUGCAAUUUUUCUAGGAGAGAAUAUAUCAAGCAUCAUAAUUCUCAGAGACAUAUUGACCAGAGAGGCAACAAAAAGAAAAAUCAAAUUAGAUGUCUUCUGUGGUAUAUUAUAUAUCCAUCACAAUAUGAAUUACUAUUUCCUUUUUAAGAUUUCUUCUCUUACUCCAUAUUUCUGCACAGAUGUUUCUGAUGGUAGUAUAUCCAGAGUAUUGGAAUUAAUUUUUCCACAAUUAAAUGCUGCUCAUGACCUAAUUACAAAAGUAAAGAUUUUGAAUGCUCUGGAGGAAUGGGAGUUGAAGGAAAAUCCUAAAGAAAAUUUGUGCUCAGAGUAUCAGAAAUUGAUACAGAAGGAAUCAGAGAUCAAAUCCCAAAUGGCAAAGGACAAUGAUAUAUUGGAGAGGCUACACGCAGUAAUUACAGAUCUCUAUGUUGAUUGGGAAAGAGCGAAACGUUCUCGUAGAAUCGGUAGCAAAGACGUUGCGGAGAAGCUCAGCGCAGCCCUCAAGUCUAGAGAAUUAGUUCAAGUUUUACAAGCUUUUAUCGACACAAGUAACACAGUACCUCCAUCAUCCUCGUAUAAAGACUGAGCUACAAACAC